AUGGGGGGGGGGGGGUGGACAACGGAGACUCCGGUUUCAGAGUUUCUGACAAAAGCUGUGGCCGCCCAGAGAAGUCCCAGUAGGGAGAAGGAUCCCCUGGCCGUGGACUCCAGGACUGCGUUACCAGGCGGGCGCAAUCGGGCGUCGUGUGGGCCCACGGCUGGCAGAGGAGACCGCCGCGCGAGUCCGCCCCGCGGAACCGGCGUUUUCAGCAACCGUCCAGCCGGAAGCCUGCACAGCCAAUGCAAAUACGCCCCGCCACGGCUCCUUUCCCGAAAAGCCGCCUUCCACAAUCUUUUCUGCGACAAGCAUUUAGCGAGAACAACGCGCGCUGCUGCAAGGAAGAGCUUCCGAAGAGGAAUCCGGGCCGCGCAGAGCUGUUCCCGCCCUCCCAGCGGAGGCGCGGGCAGGAAUCCGAAACGGCCUCGGCAGCCGCGGCAGCAAGCACUCAGCCUUCCCGCAACGCUCGCUCCACGUGGAAGAAACGCCCCAAACUGCGCUUCCCGCUACCUGCAGCGUCCGCCCGCCCGGCCGAGUGUUUUGGUGCUGGUGGAGCGAACUCACGCCCCUAGCCAGCCUUCUCAGAGACUCGUGCCAAGAGUACUCGUUCACCAGCACCGCCCCUUUAAGAGAUUUCGACUGCAGACAUUUUUAAACUUUUUAAAGGCUCUGGGGAGGGCGAUUCUAGCUGCGACCCCGACGCGAAAGCCCCUGCGCCAUGGAGUCGAGGCUGCACCAGUCGCUCGCCUGUUUGCCCUGACAGCGUCAGGCAUUUCGACUACUCCAGGCCCUUCUCUUUGGGGUAAAGAAGUGAGAGCAAGGCUGGUUAAGUUGCAGAGGGGUCCUGCAGUGGCGACUGUGAUUCCUGCCAAAGCGCAGAGAGCAAAAGGAGAUUCCAUGGAUGCAAAUAUGGACCUCUGCGACGCGCUGGGCAGACACACACAAGCCGCCUCUGACCUCGAUGGGGCAAAGAAAGACCGGCCAGAAGGAACACACAGAGUGACGAGAUCAAAAGGUCUAUCUGCCCGUAUGGGUAAAAGGCUGUCCAUGUUUCCCAUCUGCCUGCAGCUGAGGCCAAAAUGUCUUGGGGGAUUCACUAUAUAUCCUGACUUAGGCCAAGUCAAAGCAACCCUGUGUGCUUGCCUAGUCUGGGAGGCGUUGCCCCGAUCUGAGCCACUGGUUGACUACUCCACUGCAGCAGCAGAGCCACCCCCUCAGCCCCACCUCUAUAUCAACCUUGGGCUCAUCCCUCCCACCGGGAAUUACACCUUUCUGGUGCCAGAACAGAACAGUAACACAAUUAGGUUUCCAAACUCAGUCGGGAGCCAAAGCCAGAAUCUUCCCACACUUAGUUCCUGGAUGCUCCAGAACAGCCAAGAACUGCGGGGUGCACCACCCACCCUGGUUCAUAGAUCCCCAACCCACAGCACCUCCCAGGGUGCUAGGAUUGAGCUCUAGGUCCCCAGUUAAAGUGAGAGAGAGGCCAGACCUGGUUUGCUGCAGUCACACUGUCAGGUUCCACCUUUCGGCUUCUUUCUGGAAUAAAAUGGGGCUUCUACUUGGCAGAUGAAGAGAACUACUUUAUGUGGUGUGGGGACUGCAUGAGCCUCCCAGGGCCUACUGAUAUCAAACAUGCAAAACUCUUAAAAUGCAGAGCCAAGGUUUUCCCCAAGGGUUCAUGAGCCAAGAGCAGCAUCACAGCCACUAAAAAAUGGUAAAAUGGCAACCUACCUCUCUGUCCUUCCCCUCAACUGAAGUUCCCUGAAGAGCUUCUACCAAACUAAUCAACCAGGAAAUAGAGCUUAGGUGGGUUAGACUGGGAACUGCCAUAAAGACCUUUUAGGAGGUCUGCAUAAAAUGAGACCAAAGCAGGGGGAAAAAAAAAAAAAGCAUAUUAUUUAAAGAUGAUAUUUAAAACCAAGAUGUUAAUAUACUGAAGCAUUAGAAGUGAUCUCUGGCCCUAAAACCUGCUUCCCACAGUUCCUAAAAAUGUCUAACACAUCUAGAUCCUUGAAAAUAUGUGUGUGCUUCUAUGUAAGGGUGUGUGGUAUGGUGUGAGUUUCAGUAGAAAUUAUUGUAAUUUUUAAAUGUGUACUGAGCAACUCCUAGAGAUGGGAACAGCCUAGAGAUGGUGAACAAAGGUUUUUACUUACCUUUGUAUCACCAGAACCAGGCACUUAGUAGGCAUUCAAUAAAUGCCAGUGAGCUAAAUUAAUGGUAAAUCAAAUCAUGCUCAGCACACUAAAAUCAUAGACUGCUCACAAGAAGAAUGUGAAAAUAAAUGCAUAGUUUUAUUUGUCACAGUAAACUUUUAGGUUUCUUUUCAGUAAUUUGUUUUCCCAGUUAUUAGCAUUUUUCUGGUUAUCUCCUUUAGGAAAUACUUAUCUUCCAAAUUCAGAAGCCAUUAGUUCAUUGCUUAUACUCAAAAUUAAAACUAAUUAUAUAUUUUUAACAAGGGGUCAGAUUUUCCAAGGGCUUAAACACCUCCUGGACUACAAGUGAAUGUACUUUCAGAAGCCACAUUAAUUGGGACCAAAGGAAGACCACCUGAAUGAAAUAAAGAAAUCACUCAUCCACUAGAUGUCUAUAAUUAAUAUACCUUUCAAAAAUAGCUACUCUUGUGACUAAGAAUGAACUUGGUUAUAAUGAGAAUCUGCUUAAUUAUGAAUUUUAUCCACAGUUUUUGUUAGUAACCCAACCAUUCAGUAAUUUCUUGGUGGCCUAAUUAAUUACUUUAACCAGUAUUCAGUGUCUUCACCAGAACCUGUUUGUAGUAUAAAAAUCAAACCCAACAAAACAGUGUUUCUUUUCUUACUUUGUGAGGAAACCCAUCUCUCUAGUCUGGCCACUGAAACUCUAGCCAUGUCCAGCCUGAGGACAUCUAGACAAAUAAAGUGAUUCAGUAACAUUUCAGGAGUCCCAGACAGUCCUGACUGACUCUGAGAUGACUUGUUUAGUCCUUUGGUCUAGUUUGGGUAUAAAUCUACACAGGGCUACUCUUUCCAAAUAGGACCUCCCUCCCCAUAUCACAGUUCUUCUCUUACCUCUCAUCUAACCCUAAUUAUAUUCUGUAAGUAGCUCAUUGUUAAUGUGUAUAUUGAUGUUUCUAUCCUAUCUUCUGUGUGCCAGGUGAUAACAAUCUAUCUCUCUUCUGCCUUAGAUUGUAAUUUGCUAGGGAAUAAGAAUUGGGACUCUAUAUAAAAUAUGAAUUAUUGGGAAGUAGAUGCAUUGAAAUCUCUCCUUGGAAAUGCUCUGCCUGGUGUUACUGAAUGGUCCUUGGUCCUUAUAGAUAAAUUAUUUUGCUUACUGGGAGUCUAAGUUUCCAUAUCUGUAAGAAAUCUUGAAGAUUAACUGGUCCAGUGAUUUCUAAACAAUAGGAUUUCAAAAUAAAUAUUAGUGUGGAAGAACCAACAUAUUUGCCAAAUUUUUAUUUUGUCUAGUAAGAACCUUA
This is a messenger RNA of Odocoileus virginianus texanus, 3451 nucleotides long. Lineage: Eukaryota; Metazoa; Chordata; Mammalia; Artiodactyla; Cervidae. The record is from RefSeq and is a predicted model, not a curated record.